This is a messenger RNA of Chaetomium fimeti, 1647 nucleotides long. RefSeq lists its product as uncharacterized. NCBI's taxonomy places the organism in Eukaryota, Fungi, Ascomycota, Sordariomycetes, Sordariales, Chaetomiaceae. Bases 219 to 1382 code for a protein of 387 amino acids. The transcript is spliced from 2 exons. The record is from RefSeq and is a predicted model, not a curated record.
UUGACAGCGACAGGCGCCAGGCACCAGGGUUCUGGCUGAGCGGGGAAGAAAACCAACACCAUGCCAGAUACAGGAGAGAGUUGAGAGGAAGUGAAUGAGAUGAGAGGGGCAUGAGAUGCGUAUAAUUUCACUCGUCGCGACUUGCAACACACAACAAAACACAAUAAGAAAAAGAAAAAAAACACAUUUCCCCUUACACACCCCAACCCACCAUCACCAUGGCCAACCCCACCAUCAACACGGCCUCCUUCAGCCGCUCUGCAGACUCCCAGCUCUCGUCGCGCUUUUUUACUCUUCCUGCUGAGAUCCGCAACCUGAUCUACCUCGAAUUCUGGAAACUCAACUCAACCCGGCAGCACAUCGUGAAAUACGAAGUCCCCAACGAGGAGCACCCACAAGGCGUCACCGAGCGCUGGUCGCAUGUGCCCUGUAUCACGGACCCAUGCGCCCCGGACGCCCGGUGGCCCGAGUACGCCGAGAGCAAGCCCACGUCCGAUGAACGGCAGGUCUGGGCCAAGCGGCUCAAGAGCUCGUGGUGUCUGCAUUGGGCCUGCGAGGAGCACGCUGGAGAUGUCGUUGGGCCCCCCGUGAGGAACGGGUCGAAACUGCCCAAGGAGAGCAACACGACGGCCGAGGAGUUGUCCGAGGAGGCCGAGCCUGCUCAGGUUGACACCGGCGAGGAUAAGACUGAGGACCCGGCUCCAACCAAGACGGGACUCAUGAGCCUCCUCACCACGUGUAAGCGGAUCUAUCUCGAAGCACUACCGUCCCUCUACGCCAACACCACCUUCGUGCUCACCAACACGCCGACGGCAGUCGACUUCCUGACCAGCUACGGCGACGACCCAGAGCGGUACCCGAUCCGGUCCGUCGAGGUGUGCAUCCGCGUGACCAACCUGAUCACCGAGAUCUACUACCCACCAUCCGGGGGCGGCCGCGACGAAGGGCCCCCCGCCAUCUUCGCGGGGCGGGCGCGCCCCACGCUGUCCAUGACCAACAACCCGUGGCGGCACCUGUGCGACGGGCUGGCGGCGCUGGCCCAGCUGCAGGAGCUGCGCGUGUGGCUGGACUCGAGCGACCUGCGGCCCUGGCACAAGCGGGUGAGCGAGACGCGCUUCUUCGCGCGGCUCUUCGACGUGCGCGGGCCGGGGCCGGAGCGCUUCGUGCUGGCCCUGCCGGAGCUGCCCGAGCGCCGCGGGCCCGACGUGCACGACCUGCGCGACCAGUACCUGGAGGGCGCCAACCUCGACGGCGCGCCGUUCACCGUGGAGAGGAGCCCGCGCCCGAACAACUGGGGCGUGCACCUCCGCAACAUCGUCAGCAUCGGCCCGCACCCGGGCGCAGCGCAGGCGGCGUUGGCGGGGAACGGUGGUGGGCAGUAGGGGUGGGCGUGUUAUCAUGUAGAUCAUAGAGAGAGUGAACUGUAAAAUGCGAAUAUCUUCAGACGUAUCUACUCAAACCACUGCAUGCGUACAACUUCCACCAGCGGAACGGAGCCCAAAACACACGAUGUUUUCGCGAUGUUCACCACCAACAAACCAGUGCGAUCCAUCAGCCAUCUGCAAAUUGCAAACAACCAAGUAAAUUGUUCCACCAAAAAGGCCCAAGGCAAAACCAAAAUCCCGGACAGACAGGCCGGUUCCAGCG